Molecule: messenger RNA, 1919 nt
Organism: Pimephales promelas (fathead minnow)
Lineage: Eukaryota; Metazoa; Chordata; Actinopteri; Cypriniformes; Leuciscidae
Gene: pfn2b
Product: profilin 2b
Biological process (GO): actin cytoskeleton organization; positive regulation of actin filament bundle assembly; regulation of actin filament polymerization
Cellular component (GO): cytoplasm
Molecular function (GO): actin binding
Source: RefSeq, a predicted model, not a curated record
CUACACCCUGAGUGCCGUACAGCCGGGGACUCUUUACUGCUCAAACUCACAUUAGAGAAGGGGGCGUGCAGGACAGGACGGGACUCUCACAAAUAUACUGUAACCGCAAAAGACUGUCAGUCCCGUCUUUUCAGAGCAAGUGUCGUGUGGGAGCGUUUGAAACCAGAAGGCGAACAUGUCGUGGCAGAGCUACGUGGAUAACCUGAUGUCGGAUGGCAGCUGCCAGGACUCCGCCAUUGUUGGGUGCAACUCGGACUCAAAAUACGUGUGGGCAGCGCAGGAGGGAGGGACGUUCAUAAACAUCACGCCAACAGAAAUCGACGUCCUAGUAGGGAAAGACCGAGAAAGUUUCUUCACCCACGGCCUGACCUUAGGUUCAAAGAAGUGCUCGGUUAUCCGGGACAGUCUCCAUGUCGACAGUGACUGGACGAUGGACAUAAGGACGAAGAGUCAAGGAGGAGAGCCAACAUACAACAUUACUGUCGGGAAAGCUGCCAAAGCAUUGGUUAUAGUCAUGGGCAAGGAAGGUACCCAUGGAGGGCUGCUCAACAAGAAAGCGUAUCAAAUGACUGAAUACCUGAGGAAAUCUGGAUAUUAAGACACCCGCCCAUCUAGCCGCUCAUUCCUACCAACACUAACCUUUCUAGGAGAGAUUUGCUUAAUCAUUUAUUUGUUUUCAACUCUAAUUUCUUUUUCUACCCAAACCCAUCCUUUCCCCCAUUACUUUAUAACCCCGUCCCAUAUAUGUCCAUUUAUUGUGUUCGUUCCCAUAUUGCUAAACAUGAUGCAUUUGAGACUAAAUGUAAGUCUAAUUUCUGCUUAUUCAUGAAACAAAAACAAACAUUUUGGGUGUUUAGUUUAUUACCAAGGGCUUGAGCUAAACUAAAAUUCCCUUUCCUAGAUCAAAUCUGGGAAAGGUCGAGUGUGUAUACAUAUCUUUGAAUGGACCUUAGUCAGGAUGGGCGGCACUUUUAAUUUGACGCCAAAUUAAAUAUGCCGUCUGCGCUAACAAAUGUCCAUUUCUUUAGUUUUCCCUCAACCCAAAGUGUCUCGUCAACUCUACCUGUAGAUGUGACGCUUCCUGAUUCGUAUCCUUUUCCCUUUCCCUUUCCCUUUCCCUUUCCCUUCACUAUUUAAGAGCUCGACCUCCCAAUCCAUGAAUGCUAGCGCGAGCUAGCAUUCAUGGAUUGGGAGGUCGAGCUCUUAAAUAGUUGGCGGUCCAUUGAGUGCAGUGAUUUUUGGGCUUCGGUAGCAUUUUCUCCCAUCAACCCCAUAUUGAAUGUUCAUGGACAUUCCGUCAUUGCACUUGUUUUGCUAGCUUAUGUAAUAUAUAUAUUUUUUAUUUUCACAACGACUGCCAUUUGAGACGGUGUAGGCGCUUGGAGUAUACCGUUUGAAUUCUUUCAUUUGGACCAAUUUUCGCCAUUGCUUGGGUUAUUUACACACUACGUUGACCAACAAAACACUAGCAUCUGGUCUUGUUUUGCCAGCUCUUUCAACACUUGAAUUGAAUUUAACCCAUGAAUGAAUUGUCAUGACUGUGGGAUAAAUUGCCUUCGAGUCAUGUCUGUUAAAACUUGAUGUUUUAUCGAGUCCAAAUGUAUAACACUCACUCCAAUCGUAAUGUGUAUUCUGUGCCAUAAUGUAGAGCGAAUCUGUUACUAUUAUUGAUUCAGACGCUUCCCAAACGAUUCUAUCAGUUCUUGGUUCAGGGGUUUUUAGUAUCUGCAGAAGUUCUGGCCUUGUGGGAGAUUUGUACAGGUUCAAAACCUCUCGACUACAGUUCAUUUCUUGUUUCCCUGUACUUUUUUCAUACAUCUUGGAUACAGUCUGAUUUCAUAUGCAUAAACCAAGAAAUGCCAUAAAUUAAUCUCACCACCUUGUUUACAGACAAAUUAAAUAAAUCUAUUCCAACCAAA